AUGGAGACUCAAAAGUAUCCUGUUGUCCCUGGGCAUGAGAUUGCAGGCAUUGUAAAAGAGGUGGGUUCCAAUGUUCAGCGCUUCAAAGUUGGUGACCAUAUGGGAGUGGGAACUCAUGUCAACUCAUGCAGAGAUUGUGAGUACUGCAACGACAGAUUUAAUGGUGUUGGUGUUGAUGGUACAAUCGCAAAAGGAGGAUACUCCAGUCAUAUAGUUGUCCAUGAAGGGUACUGCUUCAACAUACCAGAAAACUAUCCAUUGGCUUCGGCAGCUCCUCUACUUUGUGCUGGAAUUACUGUUUAUGCUUCGAUGGUACGCCACAAGAUGAACCAACCUGGUUAUUACCUGCCAAAGUGA
Messenger RNA from Prunus armeniaca (apricot), 357 nucleotides. Lineage: Eukaryota; Viridiplantae; Streptophyta; Magnoliopsida; Rosales; Rosaceae. The record is from the annotation of a GenBank genome assembly.